AUACGAGUUAUUUUUUAUUGUUAUGUAAAUAGCUGGUGGUCUUUGUCGAUAUGACAUACAGUGGCAAGUUACAGCUCGACUACGGAAAUAUGUGCAACUAAAAAUUUCUUCCUUCAUAUCCCACUAAUGCACUUGCUUUACUUUACUAUCGUUUUCGAAAUAUUUCUUUCCAUAUUCUUCGAGUUUAACGCACUUCCAACUCAGGAUUUCUCGUUAUUCCUUUGGCAGCAAAUCCUUUGUAUACGAAAAGUUGUCAUUUUUUGAAUGCGCUAUAAGGAACAACUACAUGUAAAGACGCGUGUUGUGUUAAGCCGAUUGUCGCACCAAUGAUACAAUACGAUAACAAGUUAUUUUUGUGUGCCAUUUUUGCGUAAUUAUUUGCAGUGUUGACUUGUGAACUGCCGUCUAUACACAUACGGCGGAUCCCUGUAGCGUGACCUCAAACCUGUGAAAACAUUUGUGUCUUUCAACUUAACGCUACUUAGCUCACGUUUUACGAAACGACAGACUUUAGACUUCUAUGGUAAUUUGUCUUACAUGGUAAACGUUUUAAGUUAAACUUUACACGACGGGUGGCGUUAUGUUCUCUGUUCAAACAAUGGUUGGGGGGGGGGAGGGAGAAAGCUUUCAGCAGUAGCAAGACAAUUAAGGGAGGUGUGGCUAAUUGCGUUCGCCGGUGCUUAUCGUACUAAACGGGGCAUUAAAACUGAAUUUGAUCCAAGGAAGUGAGUGUAGAAAGCAUCAAACGUCGUGCGAGCUAGAGCUUGAAAAAUUCACUCGCACAACAUCGACUGCAUAAUGAUGGACUCAGUGUUGACAUCAGACUAUUUGCAAGAUCCAUUGGAUCCAAAAGCGCGGCAGGUUAAGGAUAAAGAAAAGUCGAUGACAUCUCGACGAAAUUUCACGCACGCUAAACCACCUUACAGCUAUAUUAGCCUUAUAACUAUGGCUAUACAACAAUCGCCAAACAAGAUGUUGACCUUGAGUGAGAUCUACCAAUUUAUUAUGGAUUUGUUCCCGUACUACAGAGGAAACCAACAGCGUUGGCAGAACUCUAUUCGACACAGUUUAUCUUUCAACGAUUGUUUUGUAAAGGUUCCUCGUUCACCUGAUCGACCAGGCAAAGGUUCUUAUUGGACAUUACAUCCUGACUGUGGAAAUAUGUUUGAGAAUGGCUGCUAUCUACGUCGGCAGAAACGCUUCAAAGCAAACAAGAAACCAAACUUGAAUCAUCUUGUUAAGCCUGGACCUUACGUACCCGGUGUGCCAAAAGUACAAAGUGGAAGAACAUUUGCAACGCCAUCAUUUCUCGCUCCAACACAUUACGGUGGCUUUAGACCAGGUUUCAAUCAUCCUUUCGCGAUUAAAAAUAUCAUUGCCGAUCAUGAAAUGGAUUUCAGGGGAUACGACAGCAUGCAUUUUAACCCGUAUCAUUCUGGAAGUUUGUCUACACCACCUCCAGUGCCCGCUAUGAGUCCCAUGUCAUCAUUUGGUUUGCCGAAGACAACACUUGAUCCGCCAUCCUUGAUGACAAGCGACGCAAACUUAACUCCAUAUUAUCCCUCUUGUGGCUACAUCAACACGUCAUCCAGUUGUUCACUCUCUGGCUACACAUAGACCUUUUUGAAAUAUAACGAUUUCCCAACGUGAUUUUCCACGUCAAUCCACCGAAAAUAAUCGCUCAAAUAAGUUAUGAUUUUCCACUGUGAUUAUGCGCCAGACACACAUACGUAUACCAAAGUAUUUUAAACGGAAAAAGUAACAUACAAUAAAGAGGACACAUGCUAGCGUUGUCAUUAUCUUGUAACAUAAUACCAUUGCAAAUUAGAACCGUACAUGAAUUUGUAAAUUUAGGUAAAUUUCAAAACAAAGGCCGUGUUGGAUGGCCAUGAACAUGCAAGAAAGAAAACUUAAAAAUGGCGAAGGUGAAAUCGUAAUGUAUCGUUUUCUUGACGAUACUUUGUGUAAAGCGUGUAUUUAUUUUGCUUGUUGUAUUUAUAGAUUAAACCAUACGUUAUACUAUCUUGAAAACAUUAUUGACACGAUUGAAAUAAAUGUUGUUUGAAAUGGA
Molecule: messenger RNA, 2071 nt
Organism: Xenia sp. Carnegie-2017
Lineage: Eukaryota; Metazoa; Cnidaria; Anthozoa; Malacalcyonacea; Xeniidae
Product: forkhead box protein A2-like
Exons: 1
Coding region: 799-1617 (272 amino acids)
Biological process (GO): regulation of transcription by RNA polymerase II; anatomical structure morphogenesis; cell differentiation
Molecular function (GO): RNA polymerase II cis-regulatory region sequence-specific DNA binding; DNA-binding transcription factor activity, RNA polymerase II-specific
Source: RefSeq, a predicted model, not a curated record